Molecule: messenger RNA, 3739 nt
Organism: Polyodon spathula (Mississippi paddlefish)
Lineage: Eukaryota; Metazoa; Chordata; Actinopteri; Acipenseriformes; Polyodontidae
Product: importin-13-like
Exons: 20
Coding region: 667-3543 (958 amino acids)
Biological process (GO): protein import into nucleus
Cellular component (GO): nuclear membrane; cytoplasm
Molecular function (GO): small GTPase binding
Source: RefSeq, a predicted model, not a curated record
AAUUCAACAAAACAAAUAAUGUAGACUUAUAUCCCGAGACUCAAGUGUCCUUUGAACAUUGUGUAUACAUUUUUACACUGUAUACAUUUUAUCCUUGGCAACGUUUGUUAAGCAUUGUAGGUUUUAUUUUUUUCACCCCCCCGUUGGGCAGUUUAUCGUUCAGCAAGGCCUCCCAUGUUGAGGCUGUCACUUUGUGUCUCUACCGCAGCUCACCGGUACAGCGAAGGAAUAGCACGGUAGAGAUUAUUCUGUUUCUUUUUGUUGUACGAAUUACUGUAUAUUUAUGUAAUCAACGGACGUGUAAAAGCGGAUUAUUUUCCAAGCAACGUUUUCGUACAAUACACGUGCGGCUCAGUUAUAUAUUUUUAAGCACGCUGUUAGAGGGGUAUUUAAAUCAUUCGCGUUACAACAGCGUUUAACCAAAGGUACCGAAGAUCGGCUUCUACACAAAAAAGAAAGGAGGCGUCUCUUAGGAGGGAAGGAGCCGUUAGAAUUAUUGUUUUCAUUGAAGCAGUGUCGGGCUAAGCUGGACCGUUUCAACUGCAAAGGAGAGGGAGACAAUAAAGGCUGUUAUAUUGCGGUGCGUGUUCGUGCUGAGAGCGGUACAGUACAGUGGAGCUGCAUUCGCUGCGCUGAAUAACCCUCCUCACCGCAUCCCGAAAAGCAAUGGAUCAGGGGAGAGGAGCACAGAGUCCGGACAGCCUCGACUUCACAGUGGAGAACGUGGAAAAGGCCUUGCACCAGCUGUACUACGACCCCAACAUAGAAAACAAGAACCUGGCUCAGAAGUGGCUGAUGCAGGCCCAGGUGUCCCCUCAGGCCUGGCAGUUCAGCUGGGUCCUGCUCUGCCCGGAUAAGGUGCCGGAGAUCCAGUACUUCGGCGCCAGCGCUCUGCAUACCAAGAUCUCCCGCUACUGGAACGACAUCCCUGCAGAGCAGUACGAGAGCCUCAAGAGCCAGCUCUUCAGCCAGAUUGCGCACUUCGCUUCCGGCUCCAAGAUUGUGCUGACCCGGCUGUGUGUGGCCCUGGCAUCGCUGGCGCUCAACAUGAUGCCUGAAGCCUGGCCAGCGGCUGUCAGUGACAUGGUCAAGAUGUUCCAGACGGAGAGCUCCGAUGUGGACGGGCGGGUCCGCUGCCUAGCUCUGCUGGAGCUGCUGACCGUGCUGCCUGAGGAGUUCCAGACCAGCCGGCUGCCGCAGUACCGCAAGGGGCAGGUCCGCAACACCCUGGGGCAGGAGUCCGGGGCCGUAUUCCCCCUCCUGCAGCAGCUCCUCCAGCAGCAGGACUCGCCCAGCUUCAUCAAGCAGAAGGUGCUCAAGUGCUUCUCCAGCUGGGUGCAGCUGGACGUGCCACUGUCAGACUGCGAGAGCCUGAUGCAUGCGGCAUUCUCCUCUCUGCAGGACCCCGAGCUCUUCGACACAGCUGUGGAAGCCAUCGUCAACGCCAUCUCCCAGCCUGACUCGCAGAGGUAUGUGAACACUCUUCUGAAGCUGAUCCCGCAGGUCCUGCAGCUCCAGGAGCAGCUCCGGCAGGCAGUACAGAGCGGAGACAUGGAGACCUCGCACGGGAUCUGCCGCAUCGCUGUGGCGCUCGGGGAGAACCACUCCAGAGCGCUGCUGGAGCAGGUGGACCACUGGCAGAGCUUCCUGGCGCUCGUCAACAUGAUCAUGUUCUGCACAGGCAUCCCGGGACACUAUCCUGUCAACGAGACCACCAGCUCCCUCACACUCACCUUCUGGUACUCUCUGCAGGAUGACAUCAUGUCUUUCGAGGCCAACAAGCAAGUGGUUUACAUGCAGGUGUACCGGCCCGUCUACUUCCAGCUGGUGGAUGUGCUGCUGCACAAGGCGCAGUUCCCUUCUGAUGAGGAGUACAGCUCCUGGUCCUCUGACGAGAAGGAGCAGUUCAGGAUUUACAGGGUUGAUAUCUCCGACACACUCAUGUAUGUGUACGAGAUGCUGGGAGCAGAGCUGCUGAGUAACCUGUAUGACAAACUGGGACGCGUCCUGACCAGCACGGAGCAGCCCGCAUCCUGGCAGCACACAGAGGCCCUCCUGUACGGCUUCCAGUCCAUCGCAGAGACCAUCGAUGUGAACUACUCUGAUGUCAUCCCCGGCCUCAUCGGGCUCAUCCCCAGGAUCAACAUCAACAACGUGCAGCUGGCAGACACAGUCAUGUUCACCAUCGGGGCCCUGGCAGAGUGGCUGGCAGACCACCCAGUCAUGAUCAGCAACGUCCUGCCGCUGGUGCUGCACGCGCUGGGUAACCCGGAGCUCUCCAUCUCCAGUGUGUCCACACUCAAGAAGAUCUGCCGGGAGUGCAAGUACGACCUGCCGCCCUACGCAGCAAACAUCGUCGCAGUGUCCCAGGAUGUGCUGAUUAAACAGAUUCACAAGACCAGUCAGUGUAUGUGGCUGAUGCAGGCGCUGGGGUUCCUGCUGUCUGCACUGCCAGUGGAGGAGAUCCUGAGGAACCUGCAAUCCCUCAUCUCCCCCUACAUCCAGCAGCUGGAGAAGCUAGCCAGUGAGACGCCCAACCCUUCCAAUAAGCUGGCAAUCAUUCACAUCCUGGGUCUGCUGUCCAACCUGUUCACCACGCUGGACAUCACGCGCCACGACGACGACUCUGGGGAGGGCAGCGAGGUCAAGAAGCAGCUGGUCGAGCCUGGACCCAACCCGGUGGUGGUCGUGCUUCAGCAGGUCUUCGCUCUCAUACAGACAGUGCUCAGCAAGUGGCUCAAUGACUCCCAGGUGGUUGAGGCGGUGUGUGCGAUCUUUGAGAAGUCUGUGAAGACGCUUCUCCAUGAUUUCACCCCCAUGGUCUCUCAGCUGUCGCAGAUGCUCGGGCAGAUGUACAGCACCAUCCCUCAGGCCUCCGCACUGGACCUCACUCGCCAGAUGGUCCAUAUCUUUGCCAGUGAGACUGAACACUUCCCACCAAUCAAAGCGCUCUUCCAGCUGGUUACUACGGUAACGCUCUCCAUUUUCCAACAAGGGCCCAGGGAUCAUCCUGAUAUUGUUGAUUCAUUUAUGCAACUCCAGGCGCAGGCUCUCAAAAGGAAACCUGAGUUGUUUUUGUCUGAGAAUCUUGAUGUGAAGGCUGUGUUUCACUGUGGAGUCCUGUCCCUCAAGUUCCCAGAGGCACCCACAGUGAAGGCCACCUGCCUCUUCUUUACGGAGCUGCUGUCUCGCUGUGGAGACGUCCCUCCCAUCGGGCAGGUGGUGUAUGAAGAUGGCAAGCUGCUGCUGCAGGCUGUGCUGGAGGGGAUCGGAGGCCAGUCUUCCCGGACCCUGGUGGACCAGUUUGCAGAGAUUCUGUUUUCUCUGAACAAACACUGCUUCAGCUACCUGUCACUGUGGCUCAAGGAGGUGCUGCAGCAGCCUGGCUUCCCCUCCUCACGCGUCACCCAGGAGCAGAAAAACACCUUUACCCAGCAAAUCCUCAGGGAGCGUGUGAACAAGCGGCGAGUCAAGGAGAUGGUGAAGGAGUUCACGCUGCUGUGCCGUGGUCUGCAUGGGACAGAGUAUGUGGCUGACUACUGACCAGGCUGUGAACCGCACUGCCCAGCGCAUAACGGACCUGCGUGGGUCAGUUAAACUUCUCCGUAAGAGACAUAUGUACUCAACAUGUACAAGAAUUCAGACAGAUUCAGUCGUCUUCUUGCUUGCUCCCCUGGUAUCCCAGCACAGUGCUGCUGUGAUGUAAACUGAAGACACUUCUUCUGAAGAACAAGAAUGC